UUAUAUAAUAUUAUGAUAUAUUUAGAAUAAAUAAUUUAUUAGUGAUGUAAUAUGCCAUUGUUAAUAACAUGAAAUUUAACGAUAAACACCUAUUACAUCAAUCUAAGAAAUAUUAUUUGUUUUUAUAUUGAAAAUGACACUUGAAAAGGUAUUAAACAUCCCUAUAUAAAUAAUAUCAAUAUUUUUUACAAACAUUAGAGGAGAAUGCUAUGGCUUAUCGUUCUUUAUCAAAUACACCAUCAUUAAUUAAUGGCCUAAUUACUGACCGUUUUACUCAGAUGGAUAAUUUAUUUAGUCGCUUGACAGGAGAAAAACCUAUAUCCGAUACUCCGGCAUAUAAUUUAUUACAAAAUGGUGAGCAACAUGAGUUAACAAUUAGUUUACCUGGGUAUCUACAAGAUGAAAUCGAUGUAUCUGUACUAAAUAAUGAACUGAUUGUACGUAGUAAUCUAGAUAUUGAAAAAAUAAAUAAAAUAGAUGAACAAGAGGGAGUAAAAUGGUUACAUCAAGGCAUUAAAAAAAAUAAUUUUAAUUUAAAUUUUACACUUGAACAUCGUAUUAUUAUCAAGCAAGCUAAUUUAAUUAAUGGUCUUUUAACAUUGCAUUUUACUUGCGAUACUCCUGAAUAUGAAAAACCACAAAAAAUUACCAUAGGCAUUCAAGAUGAAUCUAAAUGUAUCUCUGAUACAAAAUAAAUUUUAAAAAUAACGCCCAAUAAAGG
Cinara cedri is the source of this 721-nucleotide messenger RNA. The record is from the annotation of a GenBank genome assembly. NCBI's taxonomy places the organism in Eukaryota, Metazoa, Arthropoda, Insecta, Hemiptera, Aphididae.